AUGGUAAAACAAGGCAGCCGACCUGUCAAGAUCGCCGCUACGCCGCCACAAGAAGAUAAGAAGUACUUAGUGUUAGAAGCCAAAUACCUAAGUGCCGCCGAGAAACUACUAGUACGCGCCUCACAAGAAGAUAGCUACGAAAAAGAGAGAGGGCGCAUAGCAAGCGGCCGCGCGCCAGACAAGGACGACCGACUGGCCAAGCUGAGUGUCUAUAUGGACGGCGAUCACAUUAUACGUCUGCGGGGCAGAAUAGCGGCCGGCGACUUACAAGAAGAGACAGUGCGACCUAUAGUGCUACACGGGAAACAUCACUAUACAAAGUUAUAUGUUUCUCACGUUCACGAACAGUUACAUCACGGCGGCACCGAAAUAGUGGUUAACGAUCUGCGACAGCGUGUGCAUAUAGUGAAAAUAAGACCGACAGUGAAACAAGUGAUCGCCCAGUGCCCAAAGUGUCGCCUGCGUCGCGCCAAGCCCGCGGCGCCAUCUACGGGUGACCUGCCAGCGGCGCGCCUAGCACAUCACGUUAGGCCCUUCACAUACACGGGUCUGGACUACUACGGGCCGCAAGAAGUUACAGUGGGCCGUCAUAGAGAGAAAAGGUACGUCGCACUGUUCACCUGUAUGACGUCGAGGGCCGUACACCUGGAGAUGGUUGCCUCACUGAGCACCGACUCCGCCAUCAACGCACUGCGCCGCUUUAUCGCUCGGCGCGGGUGCCCUACCGAACUGUGGAGUGACAACGGGACUGCCUUCAGAGGUGCACACCGAGAGCUGGCGGAAGCAAUGAGAGACGCCGCCCACGCACGCCGCAUCAAUUGGCGUUUCCUUCCCCCCGCCGCCCCAUUCAUGGCGGGCGUGUGGGAACGUAUGGUGCGCACCGUCAAAGAAGCAAUGAAGGCUACGCUGCACGAGAAGUACCCGAGCGACGAGACCCUGCAGACCCUACUGGCGGAGGCGGAGGCAACCGUCAACUCAAGACCGCUGACCUACGUGGCCGUGAAUCCAGAGGACCCGCCGGCCUUGACCCCGAACAUGAUCCUGCUGGGGCCGGACUGCUACUCACCUGCACCCGGCACCUUCGAGGAGAGCGACACCAACGCGCGACAACACUGGAAGCGCGCCCAGCAGCUCGCCGACACCUUCUGGCAGCGCUGGGUUCGCGAGUACGCGCCGCUACUCCAACACCGGCGGGAGCCCUACGACGGAGGAGUCGCCCCGGCCGUCGGAGACGUCGUCAUCAUCUGCGACUCCAACCUCCCCCGUAACACAUGGCCACGGGGGAUAGUGACGCAGACGUACCCGGGCAAGGAUGGCGUGGUUCGAGUCGUGGACGUCUCUACGAGCAAGGGACACGUGCUGAGGAGGCCGACAAAGAAGAUCGUCGUGCUACCAGUAGGUUCGCGAAGCGACGGCGGGAGAAAUGUACACGACGCGCGUUUAGAUUAA
Cydia splendana is the source of this 1449-nucleotide messenger RNA. RefSeq lists its product as uncharacterized. Gene Ontology annotation, molecular function: nucleic acid binding. Gene Ontology annotation, biological process: DNA integration. The record is from RefSeq and is a predicted model, not a curated record. Lineage: Eukaryota; Metazoa; Arthropoda; Insecta; Lepidoptera; Tortricidae. Bases 1 to 1449 code for a protein of 482 amino acids. The transcript is spliced from 2 exons.